Molecule: messenger RNA, 1891 nt
Organism: Seriola dumerili (greater amberjack)
Lineage: Eukaryota; Metazoa; Chordata; Actinopteri; Carangiformes; Carangidae
Gene: samd12
Product: sterile alpha motif domain containing 12
Exons: 5
Coding region: 24-596 (190 amino acids)
Biological process (GO): cell surface receptor protein tyrosine kinase signaling pathway
Cellular component (GO): cytoplasmic side of plasma membrane
Molecular function (GO): protein binding
Source: RefSeq, a predicted model, not a curated record
AAGGGACAAGCCGGUGACACGGGAUGCUCGGCCAAUCUCCUCACCUUAUCGGGGGCAUCUUGUGGAUCCAGAAUCCAAUGAGAGCUGUUCACUGCAACCUGAGCCAGAAUGGCAUCGACCACCAGAUGUGCCCGGAGGACGUGACAUCACAGCUGGAGGAAGAGGAGGAGUCUGUGGAUGCAGGGACUGUUCUGCUGGACGACGACAGCCCGAGCUACCAGGAUGUCAGCCCCCCGAUGUACCAGCGCCGCUCCCCACCACACCGCUCCGUCUCUGAGUCUGAGCUGACACGGCCAGGGUACGUGAAGCUGUCCAAGCCAGUGGCUCUGUGGACCCAACAGGACGUGUGCAAGUGGCUGAAGAAACACUGUCCUAAUCAGCACCAGAUCUACAGCGACUCCUUCAAACAGCACGAUAUCACAGGGCGGGCUCUGAUGAGAUUGACAGACAGAAAGCUGGAAAGAAUGGGUAUCAUGCAGGAAGCCCAGAGGCAGCACAUCCUGCAGCAGGUCCUGCAGCUUCGUGUCCGGGAGGAAGUCAGGACCCUUCAACUUCUCACACAAGCCUCUCUGGAGUGCACUCCAUCUUCACCAUAGCCUGACGGAGCAGGAUACCCAGUCACGAAAGGACGCAGACGGCCAACACCUAGCCAACAUCCACCCAGUAUGUGAUCCUCAGACUUCUCCCUGGAACCAAUCACAGCUCUCCGCUUCACCUUUUGGUUUCUGUCCUCGACUUCUCCAAAGACUGAUUUGGAAAAAUACCCAUGCCUUCUUUUCUUCCUAGCCACUCCUCAGCAGCUCCCACGAGUUCUGACUCGUUGUUUCCUCGCAGUCCAAACAAUUCCUCACAGCUUCCUGGAGUCUGACCAAUAGUUUCCAUUACAGAUGUCCCAUCUCCAGUCAUUUCUGACCUUUGCUGCCAAACCUCCACCAGACUUCAAACGCUAUAACUCCUCCACUCCUUUCAUACAUCCCUUUACUCCCUGUUCCUCAAGAACAACACCCAACAGCCAAGCCCCCCCACCCUCAGCCACCAUGUACCCAGAAUCCAGUGUUUGCUUGGCUGGGUUUCCUGAAAGCAUUUAAACACGGUGAAACCAUUUCCUUGUGGUUGGACCAUGUUUUUGUGCUACUUUGCUUUUACGGAACUGAUCCCAAAUCAUUACCCCCCACUCUUCCAGUAAAGAGUGACACCUACAGUAUUAUUCACAGUCUCUUUGUGGCAUGUUAGCUCCUUCAUCGUAGCACUUUAAUGUGUAUUUUCUCCCAUGCGUACCUUUGUGGUGCGAUGCUAAGCCUGCGACUGCCCUACUAAGGACUUUUGGUAAUGACAGAAAAAAAAGUCUGUCCACAAGACUGCUCCUAUACACCUCUCCUUCCCUCACUCUUUCUCCUUAUCUCCUCACAGACUAUACUGCAACAACCGCAAGAGGGUGACACAUUUUACACAACCAUGCGUGUGUGUUUUUGUGCUUUUUCUCUCUCUCUCUCUCUCAUUCUGUGCAUAGAUCCUGUAAACGGUGUUCGGCAAAGCCUGGUGAAGUCUCCGUAUCUCUUCCCCUCUCCAUAUUGUGGAUCGCUCUACUAAUGUAGACAGUAAGCCUGAGAGAACUUCACUGUGAAAACAGUUAGCAGGGGAAUAAACACUUGAACCUGGCAUCACAUUAGGGACGGUUAAGUUGGCUCCCCGAAAAAAAUACAACGUUGUUCUGAAAAGCAAUCUGAAGGCGAUCGAGCAGAACCUGGACAAAAAAAAAAGAAAAAAAAAAAGGGGGGAUGAGCUGCGAGAAGGAAAUUCCCUGUGUGUCCCUAAAAGCACUGUGCUAGUAGGUAAACUGAUUUGGCAACCCCAGAAGGGAGGGGUUGAAUGAAAAAAAAAAAAGGAGCAA